AUGGAGAUUUUAGCGGCAACCAGAAAUAAUUCGGGAGCGUCCUCUUUCAACGCUAACCAUCCUACUGAGUGGAGCUUGGAAAGCUUCCUUCAACAUCACCCAGCUAAAUUUAGUGGAAAGUGCCUCCCUGACGAGGCAGAUCAGUGGUUGCGGGAUAUGGAGAUAAUCUACAACGCCAAGAGAUGCCCGGACGAGAACAGGUUGGCGUUCACAGAAUAUCUACUGACCGGGGAAGCAGGCCACUGGUGGGCGAGCACGAGAGCUAUCUUAACGGACGCCCAAAAUCCCAUCACAUGGGAAGUAUUCCAGAGCAAAUUUUAUGAAGAAUACUUCCCUGACAGCGUCCGUUUUGCAAAGGAGGUGGAAUUUCUUCAGCUGGUACAAGGUGGUAUGUCUGUCUCGGAGUACACCAAUAGAUUUAAACACCUUGUCCGUUUCAAUACGAUGGCCACCAGUGAAGAGUGGCAGUGUAGGAAGUUUGAGAACGGUCUACGGAGUGAUCUGAAGGUCUUGAUCUCCAGUUUAUGCAUCUGGUCGUUUCCUGCUAUGGUUGAGAGAGCCAAGGUAUUAGAGAAGAAUAUGGUAGAAGUGGAACGACACAAGAAUCAACAACAGGUAGCUAGGGGGCCAAUCGUAUCAAGAGGAAACGUUAAUGAGAGGAGAACCCCUUACGCUCGUCCAAAUCAACCAUCUAAUGCAAGCGGGUCUCAAGCAUUGGUUCCUACCGAACAAUCUGGGCAGCACGGAAACGUUACUUGUUUCCAGUGUGGAGGACCACACUACCGUUCAUCAUGUCCUCAACUGGUGGGAGGAAAACACUACUCUCGUUGUGGGAGGAAUGGGCACUUGGAGAACGAGUGCAACAUGGGUGGACGUGCUGUGAUGAGGCCACCAAAUGCUGGCAGGAAUCAGUCGAGAGGUGGUGGUAGAGCCCAAGCUAUUGGACGUGUAUAUGCUCUGACUGGUACGGAGGCAGCAAGCUCAGGUAAUCUCAUAUUCGGUGAAUGCUUGCUGUUUGGUAAAUGA
Vigna angularis (adzuki bean) is the source of this 1026-nucleotide messenger RNA. RefSeq lists its product as uncharacterized. NCBI's taxonomy places the organism in Eukaryota, Viridiplantae, Streptophyta, Magnoliopsida, Fabales, Fabaceae. The coding region runs from base 1 to 1026 and encodes 341 amino acids. The transcript has a single exon. Gene Ontology annotation, molecular function: zinc ion binding; nucleic acid binding. The record is from RefSeq and is a predicted model, not a curated record.